AUGUGGAUGAAUUGCAUUUUGAGGUCUGGGUUGCUGUUUGUCACUCUGUCUCUUGCCAUUGCCAAGCACAAGCAAUCUUCCUUCGCUGCAAGUUGCUACCCAAGGGGAACACUGUCCCAAGCUGUUGAUACGCUCUAUGUCAAGGCAGCAAGGCUCAAAGCAACAAUUCCAAUAAAUCGCGUAAAAAAAGUACAGUUAUUAAAAAGGAAAACAAAGAAGCUAUUUAUGAAAAACUGCAGAUUCCAAGAACUACUGUCCUUUUUCAUGGAAGAUGUUUUUGGUCAACUCCAAUUACAAGUUUGCAAGGAAAUACACUUUGUGGAAGACUUUCACAGCCUUAGGCAGAAAUUGAGCCACUGUAUUUCCUGUGCUUCAUCAGCUAGAGAAAUGAAAUCCAUUACCAGGAUGAAAAGAAAAUUUUAUGAGAUUGGAAAGAAAGGAAUCUACAAAGCCGUCAGUGAACUAGAUAUUCUUCUUUCCUGGAUUAAACAAUUUCUGGAAAGUGUUAAGUAA
This is a messenger RNA of Lipotes vexillifer (Yangtze River dolphin), 513 nucleotides long. RefSeq names its product interleukin 26 (gene IL26). The transcript has 5 exons. The record is from RefSeq and is a predicted model, not a curated record. Lineage: Eukaryota; Metazoa; Chordata; Mammalia; Artiodactyla; Lipotidae. Bases 1 to 513 code for a protein of 170 amino acids.